CGAUCUCAUGAAAAGCGUUGGGAGACGGAGAGGAGCGGGGGAAGUCAUCAAUGGUACAAACCACAGAAGAGAAAACAGAGAGAUCGAUCGUUCGUUCUCUCGUACUCUUCCCCUAAACUUCACCCUCUCCAAAAUCAAAAUCUGUCCGCAGAAUCAAAUUUCUCUUCACCAUAAUCUCUCUCCUCUCUCUCUCUCUCUCUCUCUCUCUCUCUGUGUGUCGGAGUUGGCCUCUGUGAUCAAUCUUCCAGAGCUCCCAUCCAAUGGCGCGCGUCUCUUUGUGGCCCUGCUUCCACCUCCCCUAGCGCCUCCGCCAUCUCCUCGUGAUCAGUUGUGGAUUUUUCGUGCAAAGGCAUGUAAUUCCUCCGUUAACAGAGCACUAUUCGUUCCCGUCCCUCGACGUCUGGAGCGUUCUCUUGGUUUGAUUGUGAACUUGAUUUGUGACAUAUUCCAUCAACUUGUCGAAAGGGGAUGGAGACCUGAUGAGAUGUAUUAAUCUAGAUCCAGACAUUGAGAAAUCAGUUCGGAGCUUUUCCCAACAAUUAUAAUACACAUCUUACGAUGGAUGACAGUGGUGCGACCAAAUUGACUGGUAUACGGCAGAUUGUUAGGCUUAAGGAAAUGCUACAGAAGUGGCAAUCUGUCACGCUAAGCCCAAAGGGGAACGCCCCCACUUCUACUAGCGAAGCACGCGGAGGCAUUUCGACUUCAACUAGUAAGAGGUUAACGGACACGUCCACCGGUGAUUCAGACGAGGAGGGCUGCCCAAGCCCCGAGCCACCAGACGUCCCAAAAGGGUAUUUGGCAGUUUAUGUGGGCCCGGAGCUUCGGAGGUUUGUUAUUCCCACCAGCCAUCUUAGCCAUCCACUCUUCAAGGUGUUGCUGGAAAAGGUUGAGGAGGAGUUUGGUUUUGAUCAUAGUGGUGGACUCAUGAUCCCCUGUGAGAUUGAGACAUUCAAGUAUCUCCUCAGGUGUAUGGAAAAUCAGAAGAAUAUUCAUCCGGGUGAUAGCUCAGCAGGAGAUCAAACAACUGCAGAAGCAUGAUUAGCAAUUUACGGCUGUUGGGAGCACAGUUACUGACUUUCAAAUGUAAAGCAAGGUCCCUUAGUUUAGCAGAUAUAUUGACUUCCUUUUUGGAAGUGACAAGAGUUAGGAACUGUAGCCGGAAGCUUCGUGUGUCUGGCAAAUUUGGUCCUCGGGACUAUAUUUGACAUGUUAGAUUCUCGUUGCCCAGCUAUAAUCUAUGUUUAAUGGAUCUUGAAAAAGAUUUUGUCUACGGAUAAGGGGAAACAAGAAUUCCAAUGCUAAUUAUCUAAUAGUAGUUGGGGAGUAUACGUUUAUUUGUUUUA
This is a messenger RNA of Punica granatum (pomegranate), 1346 nucleotides long. Lineage: Eukaryota; Viridiplantae; Streptophyta; Magnoliopsida; Myrtales; Lythraceae. The record is from RefSeq and is a predicted model, not a curated record.